Messenger RNA from Xyrauchen texanus (razorback sucker), 8115 nucleotides. RefSeq names its product zinc finger homeobox protein 3-like. Bases 1 to 8115 code for a protein of 2704 amino acids. Gene Ontology annotation, biological process: brain development; regulation of neuron differentiation; regulation of transcription by RNA polymerase II. The record is from RefSeq and is a predicted model, not a curated record. Lineage: Eukaryota; Metazoa; Chordata; Actinopteri; Cypriniformes; Catostomidae. Gene Ontology annotation, cellular component: nucleus. Gene Ontology annotation, molecular function: RNA polymerase II cis-regulatory region sequence-specific DNA binding; DNA-binding transcription factor activity, RNA polymerase II-specific; zinc ion binding. The transcript is spliced from 10 exons.
AUGAAGCGUGAACAUGUGGAUGGUGACUUCAUAAAAAGAGAGAAAGAUAGAGGGAAGUAUUCAAGAGAGCUGAGUGAGGAUGUGGAGGCUGCCAGUGAGACCACCACAGAUCAGGAGGACCAAACCAAAGACAGAGAGAGUGGGGGGGAGAGGGAGCUCACCAAAGGGACAGGGUCCAACCAGUCAGAGAGGGAUCAGACGGAUUCCCCAGUCCCCUCCAAGCGGCCUUCCUCAAGGUCGGAGACAGUAGAAAGCCCCCUCUCACCUAAGAGACCCAGGACAGCUGAGAAGAGCAGUGGAGAGCAGAUGUACCAGUGCCCCUACUGCAAAUUCAGCAACACAGAUCUGAACCGCCUCAGAAUGCACGUGAUGACACAGCACUCAGUGCAGCCCAUGUUCCGCUGCCCGCUGUGCCAGGACAUGCUCAACAACAAGGUCCACCUGCAGUUCCACCUCACCCAUCUCCACAGCGUGGCACCAGACUGCGUAGACAAGCUCAUUGCCACUGUGGCAGCAUCAGAAGUACUGCCAGCAAGCAUGUUCAUACCAGUCCCUGGACCAGAUAGAGAUACUCAAAACACACCUCAGUCCAACUCAAGCUCAGAAGACAGUAGGAAACAAACAGAGGUGCCAGAUGUUGAGCCUGAGAAAGGAGUUUGUUUGGCCACAGAUACAGCUGAAGCUCGCAAGUCUCCUCUUGAAGAACAACAGCCUGCAAGAGAUGAUUCUACUGGUUUUCUUUGUUGGAAAAAGGGCUGUAACAAAGUCUUCAAAUCCUCCAACGCCCUUCAGAUGCACUUCAAUGAGGUCCACAAUAAAAGGCCCCAACUGCCUGUCUCCGAUCGUCAUGUCUACAAAUAUCGUUGCAACCAGUGUAGUCUGGCAUUUAAGACAAUAGAGAAACUUCAACUGCAUUCCCAAUACCAUGUCAUCAGAGCAGCCACAAUGUGUUGUCUUUGCCAGCGCAGCUUCAGGACCUUGCAGGCACUCAAGAAGCAUCUGGAGACCAAUCACCUUGAGUUGAGUGAAGCUGAUAUCCAGCAACUCUAUGGAGGUUUACUAAUGAAUGGAGAUCUGAUGAUUAUGGGUGAUCCCUCACUUGGAGAGGACCAGGGAAGUCUUCUUGAUGAUGAGAAGGAGGGAGAGGAAAGUGACCCUGAGGAAAAGCAAAGCCCAACUGGCAGUGACUCUGGAUCUUUGCAAGAGGAUUCUGGAUCUGAACCCAAACGAGCUCUGCCAUUUAGAAAAGGCCCCAAUUUUACUAUGGAGAAAUUUCUUGAUCCAUCCCGUCCAUUCAAGUGUACAGUCUGCAAAGAGUCGUUUACCCAAAAGAAUAUCCUCCUUGUACACUACAACUCAGUGUCUCACUUGCACAAAGUCAAAAGGGCCCUACAGGAAUCCACCACUGGCCAGCCAGAACCAACCAGCAGCCCUGAUAAUAAACCCUUUAAGUGCAGCACUUGCAAUGUAGCAUACAGUCAGAGUUCAACACUAGAGAUCCAUAUGCGCUCUGUUCUUCAUCAGACGAAGGCCAGGGCAGCAAAGCUUGAAGCAGCUGGUGGCAGUUCAAGCUCUGGUAACAGUAGUGGCCCAAGUGGAAGCACUUCUAAUAGCACUUCAACCCCAAGCCCAAUUCCAACCACUAACUCCACUACAAGUUCUAGCAACAACAGCAGCUCCCCAGCAGGAUCUCAGACAGCACAGAGCAUCCUGGGAGGUAACCAUCUGAGUCAUUCUCAUAAUGUUGAGAAUUUGGGCAACUCAGCAUGUCAUUCGUCCCCUUCUGAGAACCAUGAAAUGAAAAAGAAGAAAUUUUCUGAUAUGCUUUCUUCAAGGGGCCAUCAGCAGCAACUCCAGCAGCAGCAGUUGGCUCAGGCUCAAGCACAGGCCCAAGCCCAGUUCCAACAGGAGCUCCAGCAGGCCGCUCUCCUUCAGUCCCAGCUCUUUAACCCUCUUCUCCAGCACUUCCCAAUGACAACAGAUGCUCUUCUCCCACUUCAGCAGCAGCAGUUGCUCUUUCCAUUUUAUAUUCCUGGGGCAGAGUUUCAACCGAAUCCAGAAUUGAAUCUUAGUAGCUCUUCACUAAACUUGAGUGGAUCUGCUGCUGCUGCACUAUUGGAAGAACAAAAGAAUUCUGCCCAGCAGAGCUGCUUACAACAGCAGCUUAUGCACCAUCACCUUCAACAACAGCACCAAGCUCAUUCCCACUCCCAGGGUUCAAGCCAAAUGGCUUUUCUUCAACAGAGUGCUCUAUCUCACCCAGUAGAAAAAAAGCCAAAGCCAUCUCUCCAUAGCGAGAAAGAAAGAGAGCUACUAAAGGAUAAAGAAAUUAGUGAUAAAGCAGAGGAUCAUGCUCCAAAAGAUAUUGUAGACAAUUCAAAGUCCAAAGAAAAGAAAGAUGCUCCACAAACUGUAGUCAAUGUGAACCAUGACUCUGGAUUUCCUCCACCGAGGAUUGCCUCAGAUGCCCGUGGAAAUGCCACAAAAGCCCUGUUAGAGAACUUCGGAUUUGAGCUGGUAAUUCAGUACAAUGAGAACAAGCAAAAAGCACAAAAAAAGCCAGCAGGAUCUCUAUCAGGAUCCAGUGGGCCAGCUGGUAUCACCAGAGUUGUUGACCCCUUUGAAGGAUUAGAGAAACUGGAGUGUGAGUCCUGUGGGAAGCUCUUUUCAAACAUAUUGAUUCUAAAAAGUCACCAGGAGCACAUCCACCAGGCUUUCUUCCCAUUCCGAUUCCUAGAGAGAUUUGCCAAAGAGUACAGAGAACAAUAUGACAAGCUGUACCCAUUGAGACCCCAGACACCCGAAGUUGCUGCUCCUCCACCACCCCCUGCACCACCACCUCCCCAGAGGGUACCAACACCAAAUGUACCUGUUACUACUCCAACCCACACAACGCCAACUGCUUCCACCCCACAGCCUCCAGUUCCAUUGGCACAAAUCCCAAUGCAAAUGGAUCUGCCUCUUUUCUCUCCACUCAUGAUGCAGUCUAUGUCACUCCAAUCAUUACCUUCUCAAAUUCCUGCCCAACUGCCAGCUGUGGAACCCAGUCUUGCCACUGAUUUGGCCCAGCUGUACCAACAGCAGUUGACCCCUGCCAUGCUGCACCAACAGAACAAGAGGCCCCGCACCCGUAUCACAGAUGACCAGCUAAGGGUGCUUCGCCAAUACUUUGACAUCAACAACUCUCCAAACGAGGAACAAAUAAAGGAAAUGGCAGAUAAAUCAGGACUCCCUCAGAAAGUCAUCAAACACUGGUUCCGUAACACACUCUUCAAAGAGCGCCAACGCAACAAAGACUCUCCUUAUAACUUCAACAACCCUCCAAUUACCACUCUGGAAGAUACCAAAAUUGAUUCAAAGCCACCCUCCCCUGAACCUCAAAAGCAUGAAUCAUAUGGAAAUAAAAGGUCCUCACGGACAAGGUUCACAGACUACCAGCUGAGGGUACUGCAAGAUUUCUUUGAUGCCAAUGCUUAUCCUAAAGAUGAUGAAUUUGAACAGCUGUCCAAUCUUCUGAGUCUGCCAACUCGAGUCAUUGUUGUUUGGUUCCAAAAUGCUAGACAAAAAGCUCGUAAAAACUAUGAGAACCAGGGAGAGGGAGGAAAAGAUGGUGACCGACGUGAGUUAUCCAAUGACCGAUACAUUCGCACUGCCAACUUAAAUUAUCAGUGCAAGAAGUGCAGCCUGAUUUUUCAGCGCAUAUUUGACCUUAUUAAACACCAAAAGAAGCUCUGUUACAAAGAUGAGGAGGAAGAGGGCCAAUAUGACAGCCAAAAUGAGGACUCUGUAGAUCUCUCGCAUGAAUACUACACUCCAUCUGGAUCUUCGGGUCAAACCCCAAUGCCCUCAUCUUCAAGCCUCUGCCCUCUUCCUCCCACAUCCUCUGAAUUCUCUCACAUGACAUCAUCUGAAAAGGAAGAGCCUACUCCCGCUAACACCUCAAUCUCCUUUGAUGAGAAAAUAAAACACUCUGCAGAAGCAUCACAGAGCCAAAGAGAGCAAACAACUUUGAAACAGGAAACCAGCCAUCCAUCUGAAAUGCCACAGCAGAGGUCGCAAAGAGAGGAAAAGAGUCAUUCAGUCCCAAAGAGUUCUAAGCUCGCUUCACCAUCCCUCUCCCAACAACAACAGCAUAGUGGUCCCUCCAUUUCACACACCAAUCAGACCUCCCAGAGUUCCCACAUGGCCCUUAAUUCUCAUUUAGCAUCUACCUCACAGCAGCAGAUGGCCCAACAAAUGAUCCCAUAUCAGUGUGAACAGUGCAAGCUUGCCUUCCCUUCAUUUGAGCACUGGCAGGAACACCAGCAGCUUCAUUUCCUGAGUGUCCAAAACCAGUUUAUCCAUCCUCAGUUCUUGGAUCGCCCAAUGGACAUGUCCUUCAUGUUAUUUGAUCCUAGCAAUCCUCUCCUGGCUAGCCAGCUCCUAGCAGGAGCCAUACCACAAAUGUCCAGCAACUCCGCCACCUCUCCAUCAACGCCGACAUCCACUAUGAACUCCUUGAAGAGGAAGUUAGAGGAGAAAGCAGGAACUAGUCCAGGAGAAAGUGACAGCAUGAACAGUGGAGAGGAGCCACAGCGAGAUAAGCGCCUCAGAACCACUAUUACCCCAGAGCAACUUGAGAUUCUAUACCAGAAAUAUUUGCUUGACUCCAAUCCAACUCGUAAGAUGCUUGAUCAUAUUGCCCAUGAGGUGGGGCUCAAAAAACGGGUGGUACAGGUGUGGUUCCAAAACACAAGGGCCAGAGAACGAAAAGGACAAUUCCGGGCUGUUGGGCCAGCUCAAGCCCACCGUCGUUGCCCAUUCUGUCGAGCCCUAUUUAAGGCUAAAACUGCCCUUGAGGCCCACAUUCGUUCAAGGCACUGGCAUGAGGCAAAGCGUGCUGGUUACAACCUGGCACUUUCCAGUAUGUUACCUGAACAGGAGGCCAUGCAUUUGAAGAUGGAUCCCCUGGAUAUCUCUAGCUAUACUCAUCUCAUCCCUACUAAUAGCGAUGCACAAUGUUCCUCACUGUCACCUGUGAGCAAAAACAUGGACUUGUCCCCCAGGGCUCUACUGAGCCCAACGUCUAUCAAGGUCGAGGGAGUAGAGGAGUUUGAAAGCCCAACCAUUUCCUCAGUAAACACAAACUUUGAUCAAAAUAAACUUGAUAAUGAUGAUUGCUCCUCAGUGAACACGGCCAUCACUGAUACUACCACAGGUGAUGAGGCAAACAUUGACAAUGACAGUGCUGAUGCAAAACACAGCCAUAUCAGUGGAGAUUUCCUGUCUAAGUCUGGAGGCACUGUCCCCUCCAUUGAGAAUGAUGAACAAAUGUCCUCAGGACUGGUGAGCCCUGCAACAAGCUACUACACAAAAGAUUUUGAAAAUGAAAAUAUUAUAGAUUACAGUGAAACAUCUAGUCUGGCUGACCCUUGCUCACCAAGUCCAGGGGCCUCUGGGAGUAGAAGCAUUGAUAGUGGAGAUAGGCCUGGUCAAAAGCGCUUCCGUACACAGAUGACUAAUCUUCAGCUUAAGUUGCUCAAGUCCUGCUUCAAUGAUUAUAGGACUCCGACGAUGCUAGAGUGUGAGGUGCUUGGCAAUGACAUUGGACUUCCAAAAAGAGUCGUUCAGGUUUGGUUUCAGAAUGCUCGUGCUAAGGAAAAGAAGGCAAAGCUCAGCAUGGCUAAGCACUUUGGUAUCAACCAGACAUCAUACGAGGGACCCAAGACAGAGUGCACUUUGUGUGGUGUUAAAUACAGUGCUCGUGUCUCAGUAAGGGACCACAUAUUUUCCCAGCAACACAUCUCCAAGGUAAAGGACACCAUUGGAAGCCAACUUGAUAAAGAGAAAGAGUACUUUGACCCAGCGACGGUACGUCAGCUGAUGGCUCAGCAGGAGAUGGAUCGCAUCAAGAAGGCUAAUGAAGUACUGGGACUAGCACAACAACAAGCCAUGCAGCAACAAGGGAUGUUUGACACACCUGCCUUGCAAGCCUUGAACCUUCAGUCAGGUUACCCAAAUCUACAAGGGAUCCCAUCUGUUCUCCUACCAGGUGUUGGUGGUCCCUCAAUACCAGGCUUUAACUCAUCCAAUUCAGCUUUAACUCCUCCAAAACCUCCAAACCUCCUGAACAUGCCUGGUGCCAGUGUACCCUCACCUAGUCUCCCCACAUCUGGAUUACCUAACAAGACCCCUUCCUCCUCUUCCUUGGCCUCACCCAGCCCAGCUCAGGCCAGCACAUCUGUUGCCCACUCAAGCCCUACCCCUGCAUCUUCAAAUUCUGUGACAACACAACCAGCACCCCGCCCUGAACCUCCCAAAGAUCGCAAUUCUGAGAGGGCCAGGGAGAAAGAAAAACCCAAAGAGAAGGUUGAGAAGCCCCCUACACCAUCUUCUGCUGGGGGCACACCUGCUCCCUCCACUUCUGCUGCCAGUGCCAAGAAAGAAAAACCAGACACCGCUGUUCCGGCCACCUCAAUGCCGACACCUGGUAUGGAGUAUGUGGUCGACACUGCCCAGCUUCAAGCUCUGCAAGCAGCAUUAGCCUCUGAUCCAACAGCUCUGCUAACAAGUCAGUUCCUGCCCUACUUUAUGCCUGGCUUCUCUCCAUAUUAUGCCCCUCAAAUGGGUGCUCUUCAAGGUGGAUAUCUUCAGCCCAUGUAUGGUAUGGAAAGUCUUUUCCCCUACAACCCUGCUUUAUCACAAGCCCUGAUGGGGUUGUCAUCAGGAUCUUUGCUUCAGCAUUACCAGCAAUAUCAGCAGAGCCUGCAGGAUGCACUUCAACAACAGCAGAGGCAACUCCAGCAGAUCCAGCAGCCCAAAACAAGCCAAACUAUUGCCCACUCUCAAAAUGCGGUGGACCGUAAGGACUCUGCCAAAGAUCCAAUAAAAUCAGAGCAGAAGGGCAAGUCCUCUAUUGAAACCUCUUCCAUUCACAACAACCUAGCCACUGAGCAGUAUGAAGUGGACGGCAAAGGUGCAGACUGCCUUCUUGACCAAUUUAUCAUUCCCAAAGUUCCGUUCCGGCUUGCGUGCCGCAAGUGUCAAGCUGUCUUCAACAAGGAGGAAGCAGCUAUCAGCCACCUCAAGUCGAUUUGCUAUUUCGGUCAGUCUGUGGCAAACCUGCAAGAGAUGUUGCUUCGGGUCCCCAACAGUGGAAAAGCGGCAGAUGGCGGCCUGUACAACUGCCUUGCCUGUGACACCACACUGGAAGGGGACAAAGCGCUUAGUCAACACCUAGUUUCAGCCUUGCACAAACACAGAACAAUCAAGAGAUCCAGAAAUGCCAAAGAGCACGCUACUAGUUUAUUACCUCACUCUUCAGCCUGCUUCCCCAAUCCUAACACCGCACCUACCUCGCAGUCUGCUACUCACUCAAACAACACCCCAUCUCCUCCGCCAACAACAUCAGCCACCACGCCGUCCUCAUCCGUGUCUGCAUCUUCAUGCACCAGCUCCUCAUUCACGGCCACUCCACUGAACACAACAGCUGCAGGCAAACCCUGGUCCCAGACCCCUUUCUCGAGAGCUUUAGCUGGGAAGCCCAAUGCCCCCUCUUCUGCAUCGUCUUCUUUUACUCCUGUAUCCCCUCCUUCAACGGUUACCUCAAGUUCAUUGAGCACCUCAGGGGUCCAGACCUCGAUACCAACAGACGUCUUUGCCAACGAGUCUGACUCUGACAGCAGUCAGAAGUCGGCAGACAGGCUGGGCAGGCCAGCAGAGGAGCCGCAACAGCCUGGCUGUCUCAAAGACAGCAGUAGUUGUAGUAAUCUUGCAAGUGUGGAGGCGCGAGAGGCUCUGAUCCUGGAGCUGCAGGAUGUCAUCACUGAACUACACAUGGAGAUGUCUCUGAAAGAUCAGCAUGAUCUCCAACAGCUUCAAAAUCUGCUUCAGCUAGAGGCCAAAGUCAUGGAGCUUCAAAAUCAGUUACAGGUCUCAGAGGAGACUAUAGCUCAGCUGAGACUGGAGCUGACAGAGAGCAGCAGUGCCCUGCAGAAUGCUGGCCUGGGUGGGAGCGGCCUCCGAAUUCUGAGACUAGUGCUGCCCUGGGAGUUGCAAGAGGGCAGCGCCCAGGAGGGCGGCAUCCAGGCAGACCAUAGGCUGAUGCAGCAGUCUUACAAGUCCACCAGGGUUUAA